Messenger RNA from Salvia splendens (bonfire salvia), 1763 nucleotides. Its product is annotated as cytochrome P450 71A1. NCBI's taxonomy places the organism in Eukaryota, Viridiplantae, Streptophyta, Magnoliopsida, Lamiales, Lamiaceae. The transcript has 2 exons. Bases 75 to 1556 code for a protein of 493 amino acids. The record is from RefSeq and is a predicted model, not a curated record. Gene Ontology annotation, molecular function: iron ion binding; heme binding; oxidoreductase activity, acting on paired donors, with incorporation or reduction of molecular oxygen.
ACCUGAUGUAUUCCAAAUAAAAAGAAGAGACUUGUUGUUCUAGAAUAUCAUUUUCGUAUAAAAAACAAGACAAAAUGAUGUCACUUCUUUUACUCUUAUUGUCUCUUCCCAUAAUCUUCAUUCUCUACUUCCAAACACAAAAAUCCAAAAAUGCCAACAAACUGAGCCCACCGGGCCCACCGAGGCUGCCGAUCAUCGGCAAUUUUCACCAAUUCGACGGCCAGGAUCCGUACAGAUACCUCCAGCGCCUCUCGAAGCAAUACGGCCCCGUCAUGUCCCUCAAGUUCGGAGCCCGGAACGUCGUCGUGAUUUCGACAGUAGAAGCGGUGAAAGAGAUCACGAGAUCAACCGAUGCCAUUUUCUCAAGCCGAGUUAGUACUGUCGCCGGGAAGAGGGUGUCGUAUAACUACCAAGACAUCGGGUUUUCGUCCUACAACGACACGUGGAGGGAGUUGAGGAAGAUCGCCACCUUCCAUCUCCUUAGCCCGAGUAAAGUUCAAGAAAAUCACUUCCGUUUCAGAGAUGAACUGAGCAAGAUGAUGGAGAAGAUUGCAAGAGAUGCCUCUUCUUCCAACGCCAUCAAUUUCAGAGACAUGUCGAUGUCGCUUUUCAGUAAUAUUCUCUCCAGUGUUUUGUUUGGGAAGACUUAUGAUGGUGAUCGAGGGUAUGGAAGGGAUCGUUACAUUGACCUUCUUGACGAAACUCGGGACGUACUUGCAGGUUUUUAUUUUGGGGAUUUCUUUCCUCGGCUUCGAUGGAUGGAUAGCCUCUUUGGAUUGGCUGCAAGGCUUGAAAAGAAUUUUCAGAAAUUUGAUGCUUUUUGUCAAGAAGUGGUUGAAGAGCAUAUGAAUCCGAAUAGGCCUAAAUCUAUGGAUGGUGACCUCACGGAUAUUUUGUUAAAGAUUAAAGAAAAUGGAUCCUCUUCCUUUCCUCUUACAUUAGACCACAUCAAAGCUAUACAAAACGAUUUGUCAAAUGGAGGCAGCGACUCGUCAGCAACUGCUCUAGCGUGGACAAUGACGUUGUUGAUGAAGAAGCCUUUAUUGAUGAAGAAGUUGCAAGAGGAGAUAAGGGGGUUGGCCGGAAAGAAAGAUAUGAUCGAUAGACAAGACAUACAGAAACUUCCAUAUUUGAGGGCAGUUGUAAAAGAGGGUUUGAGAUUGUAUCCACCAGCUCCACUUUUAGUGCCAAGAGAGACUACUACUAAGUGUGUUGUGAAUGGUUGUGAAAUUGAAGGAGGAAGUUUUGUGAUUAUUAAUGCUUAUGCUAUUGGAAGAGAUCCUGCCGCGUGGGAAAACCCAGAUGAGUUCUUGCCGGAGAGGUACUUGGACCUUCAGAAUCCAGAGGUGAUCGCGUUUGGAUUCGGGCGUAGAGGGUGUCCGGGAAUUGUAAUGGCGAUAGCCGAGCUGGAACUUGCAUUGGCAAAUCUUGUAUACAAAUUUAAUUGGGAAUUGCCGGGUGGAAUGAAGGAAGAGGAUCUUGAUUUCGAGUGUGAGCCUGGACAUUUUAUGCAUAAGAAGAAUGCUUUCUGUCUUGUUCCCAGGAUUGUCAUAUAAAGCUUAGUGUUUUAGAGAGUAAUCACCUCUGCAAAUAAAGGAUUCUAACCUAAUGAAUCCACCGACACAGUUGUUUUAGAGAGUAAUCAUUUGUGUAAAUAAAGGAUUCUAAUCAAAUGAAUCCACCAUUCAAAUAUUAUACUACUUAUCUAUAUAUGAUAAUGAUAUGAAUGAGAUUAAUAUACUCAUCCCUUUUUUCCUUCUUAA